Molecule: messenger RNA, 1615 nt
Organism: Daphnia pulicaria
Lineage: Eukaryota; Metazoa; Arthropoda; Branchiopoda; Diplostraca; Daphniidae
Exons: 4
Coding region: 335-1543 (402 amino acids)
Source: RefSeq, a predicted model, not a curated record
ACCAGUAGAGGGCGAAAACAUUGUAUACCCGUCGGCAUUCCCUGAGGACAUUUGUUAUUUUUUUUAACUCUCAUUAGUUAAACCUUGUGCAAAAUUAGUUAUCAGUUGCUACACGGCAGACUUUCUUUAUUUAAAAGCAUUCAACUAACUUGAUCGUAUCUAUUCUCUACAAUGGUUAGUGUCUUAGAAAUUGUUACAUUGUUAUGUAAUCAACCAUUUCAGUAUUACCUACUGUGAUCAUUCCAAUUAAUUUCUCUUCUCUACAGGUAUUAUUAAAUGAACCUUGCGCGUGAUAAAAAUCCGAAUUAAAUAAGUGACUAAUAAAAUUGCCAAAAUGCAAAAAUCCUUAAUUUCUCCAACUCUGGAGGAAGAAUUAUCUGAUCAAGAAAUGGAGGAAAUGAUGGCCAAAUUAAUUGAAGGCCAACAUGUCUUAGUGAACUUGGGAAAUAUCCCAGACGAAACCCCACCAUGGCUGGACAUGGAGAAAUACGAAGCUGGCAAGCAAUUUGUCAAAAAAUAUUACGGCGGAAUUUUCUUCGCCCAUCUCGUGUCGCUGAUUAUGAUGCUCUACUCACCGCAAGUGCUGAAACCGCUCAUUUAUACCAAACGGUCGGAAACGCCCUGGAAAUCUUAUCGGCGCUACAUCAGCACGACGGUGCACGUGAUGAGCUGGUACACGGGCGAUAUAUGGCGGGCAGAUAGCCAGGCCCGUAAAAGUCUACAAAUGGUCCGCCAACAUCACACGGAUGCGGCAAUCCGACUCAAUUCGACCGAGAUCCGUCCUUUAGUCGAUAAGGUGGAAAUCACCCAAUGCGGCCGACCACUUGACAAAGGCCGCCCCAUCCUUGCCACCUUACAGCGGGAGUUACGCAAUAUCCCGGACUGCCCGUUUUUUCCUCUGCUGAACGACAAUUACAUGAAUUUUUAUGCGACGCCUACCGAGCGAGUCCCAUACUUAAAUCAACUGGACAUGAAUGGAACUCAAUUCGCUUUCAUGGGACUGAUCCUUUUACAUCCGGAGAAAUUCGGCAUUGCCCGCGCCACAGACAAAGAGCUGGAAGGAUUCGUUCACAUGUGGCGCUGCAUCGGCUGGAUUCUGGGAAUCGACGAUCGUUUCAACUUUUGCCGGCUGGACAAUUUGACGCAAGCCCGCCGCUGGGCCGGCUAUUUUGAAUCGAAAUUAAUUUUACCUUCGUUGAAAAUUUCUCUGACCGCCGAGUACGAACAUAUGGGCCGGGCUGUGGCCGAAGGUGCACGCCGCUACACGGGGAUUUCCUACGAAACGUUUUAUCUAUUCAUCGCCUGGGUGGUGGGUUUGCCCAGGGGGAAACUUAAGAAACGGGUUUCCCCUCCCGAUUACCAAAGUUUCGAAAGACUAACCGGCAUCUUUGGUUUCCUGGGAAAUCUACCAUUUGGCAACCACUUAAUCAACGGUGUGCAUUACCUCACCGUCAAACUUAUCAUCGAUCCACCGCGUUUCUGGCCUCAGAGAUUCCGCCCACCCAGAAUCACGGGCUUGGAAGAAUUCUGGCGCAAUAGUUAAUUUCUAGUCAAUUAAUGUGUGUAUUUAUUUUCAGUCGAUUUCCAAAAAUAAACCAGUUUUUGUGCGUCAUAA